This is a messenger RNA of Bursaphelenchus xylophilus (pine wood nematode), 5106 nucleotides long. NCBI's taxonomy places the organism in Eukaryota, Metazoa, Nematoda, Chromadorea, Rhabditida, Aphelenchoididae. The record is from the annotation of a GenBank genome assembly.
AUGGCGCCACUUUCAGUCUCCAGCCACAAAACCCCGCAGGGAGCGAAGAGCACAAGCUCCCAAUCAAGCCUCCAACUCCACGGUUUCAAACCGCCUGCCAUGAUUAUCGAGCCUAAUUUGGGUUUGAGCGAAAAUGCGGCCGAAAAGUGAGUUUUUAUUUGUUUUGUAUUGUUUUAGGUGAAAGUUGAUGUCUUUGGGCGUUUUUCUUGAUGAUUUUAUACUUCUAGAGGUGCAAGAUUGAUUUGUGGAUAUAAUUCUAGUGAUUGCGCGCGAAAUUUCACGCUAAUUUCUUAAUUUUCGAAGUUAAGAUUUUUGAUGGCAAGGGUAAUAUAAAAAGCGCUGUCAGUCAUUGGCUGUUGGUAUUUAUCCAUCAAAUUUAGUUGUCUAAGCUGGUAUGUGGUCUUAACUGUCUGCCAAAUAGUGGUAGCAUCCAUAAAAACAUAAAAAAUUACUAAAAUUUUGCAAUUUUCGACUUGGUUGCAUAGAUAACAUAAAAAUAGCUGGCAAUCCUUGAAUUUUGCGGUUGGUAUGUGGAUGUUGCGUUUUCUUGAUGUCAUGAGACCUUCAUCUUCUUUUUGCAUGGUUCUUGAGGCUAUCUGCUUAGAAGUUGAUUAAAAUUCAGCAAAAUUUACCUUACUUUAGUUAAAAAAUUUUCAACUUUUAAGUUUUAUUGAGAAAAAUCAAAAAGUUUUGGUCCUAAACUUACAUCCAAAUGCUUCACAUAUCUUUAUUGUCCAAAAAUACGGACGUGUUUCGGGCAAGAACCAAAGAAAUUUUGUAAUUUCCGCAACGUUUUGGGAAUUGAGCAAACAUGUGAAAAACUUCUAUUACGCCCUUUUUACGGUUUCCACUUAUAUCAUAAACCGUUGAAAAGAUUAUUGAUAAGAACAUAUACGUACUUGUGUUGACUUUGUACUAUGAUUCAGGUUAAAUUUUUUUUGGAUUUUGAACAUCGACUUCUGUUUUAGGUGUAAUCUGGGUGUAAUAUUGUUUCUAGUGGGCGUACAUUAAAUUAGGAGCAGUAAUCUUCUGUGAAUAGAGUUAUUAGAUCAUCAUUGACUGAAUGAAAGACGAGUGGCGGAUCCAGUGACAGAAAAACGUACCAUUUUGCAUCCGGGAAGUAUCAAAAAAUGUAGCAAAAUACCUCCCUCUCCAAGGGAAAAAACUCCGGUUUCAAAAGCGCGUCCUUCAAAAGAGUUUUUUUAGUUGGAGAGGGAGACAUUUUUCUACAUUUUUUGAUACUUCCCGGAUGCAAAAUGGUACGUUUUUUGCCACUAGAUCAAGUCCAUCACCAUAUUUUCAAUUUUUGAAAAAUCAAGUUUUCGCUUCGGGACAAAAUUUGAUGUUGUUGUUAGCACCCUUCCUAUGACUCCAGGAAUGUUAUAUCGUCAUUAUAACAUUUCUGGAGUCAGAGGAAGGUAUUGAAUCAUUUGUUCGGAAUCGGCCGUUCUUUUUCAAAAGUUUUUAUAAUGUUGGGUCCCGAAACGAAAACAUGAAUUCUCAGUAAAUCUCAUUUAGUUCGCUAAAUCUUCAUUGGCAUGCAAUGAAAUACUAAUUACAAUUAGUCAGCCGAUUUCUGCGUUGUGAAUCAUUAAAAUUUUUGAAAAAAUCUGCCUUUUUUGGAUUUUUUGGUUCUGUAUAAUUAACAAUGCUGGGAUUGAAACACUCCUCUCAUCGUUGAUUUGACUCAUCUUUCCAAUCUUCAAAUUGAGCUGUUCGUUUUAUGAUUCACGGGCCUUAAAAAAGUUUCUUUGAGCCCUUCGAAACGUUCCUCUUCCAAAUCGGAAAUGGGCGAAAACGCCCGAUUUUGGUUAUUUAUUGGGAACUGUGUGUAGACAGAGACGCGGUCUUUUUCGAAGGGGUUCAAUCCCUUUGAAAUUCAGGAAAUUUUGAAUCGGGUUGAAAUUUGAAUUUUGUAAAAAUGAAAAAAAUUGAGAAAUUUUGAUUUUUUUGUAAAAAUUCGAAAAUUUUGGAGGUAAAAAAGUUGUUGGAAAGAAAUUUGGGACUUAUGGCUUCAUUAUCUAUCAGUUUGGCCUGAAUUUUUCUCCAUUGCCUCAAGGAAUUUGCAAUUUUUUUUUUAUUUUUUGGCGAUUUCUGGGUCCCGCAGCGAAAAUUUUCGAAAAUAACAACCAGAAUCGGAUCAUUAUCAGAUUUUCGACUUCCAAGUUUGUUUUAAAAAAGCUCAGACGCACUUUAGGUCCAGCUUCCGCCCGUAUCUUUUUAAAGCGUCGCAAAUUUAUGCAAAUCCCCAACAAAAUCGUCCAAUUUUCAAUUCCUUGCAUUUUAAAACUUGAACUCUUUCGCGUUGAAACGCCCCACUACUUUCAGACGAAUGGGCGUCAAGAUGGAGAAGUCUUCCUCGGCGCUGGAGUCCAACUCCACGAUGGAUCUGCGCAAAAUGAUGACCAUUGUCGGCGCCUUCUACUGGUUCAUCAUGACCGUCAUUGUGGUCCCGGUUGGCUGUCUGUGCACUCUGUUCCUGGUGUUAUAUCCCAUAAUGGGAAUUGUGUGGCUGUUGGGGUUGAAGUAAGUGGGAUUUGAGGGCGUAACAUGCAUUUUGGGGAUAUUAUUUAUUUAUUUUUGGAUAUUGUAGUAGGUCGAGAUGUUGAAGGGGGAAUUUUGAAGCGAGCUAAGGGAGUUUACAGGGGGAUUUGAGUUUAUUGAAGCUAUAUAGGGGUAAUAUUUAAAUUAGAAAUGAUUUUAAAUGGAUUUGAGAAAAUUCAUGUUUUCGUGGUGGGACCCAGGAGAUGUAAAAAUUUCAAAGAUUUUCUGAUGUUUACUGAUCAAAAAUUUAGCAAGCAGAUCUUCAACGGCAUUGAGCACAUUGUCUGCCAAUACGCGAAUGAUCAUUGGGUUUCGGCGGGCCAAUAUACCGGACUAACCAUCACCGAACAUGGCGAUGACAUCACUGAAAUCGCCGACAGCCGCGCCCUCUUCCUCUGCAAUCACCUUGGGUUAGUGGACCAUUUCUGUUUGAUGACGGCGUUUUGGGACAAGAAAGGUUUGACUGGAAAGGUGAGAAAAUGUUUUUGGUGGAGAAUAUAAAUAAGACUUGGUAAUUUAAUAGACUUUUUUGGAGAAUUUAAUUAUUUUUGGAUGCGAAAUAAUGUACUUUGAACUAAUUUUUGUUUUCAACAUCGGAAAGGUCGAAAUUUUGAAUAAUUUUUUUUUAUGUUGUAGUACAUGUGGGUGAUAUUCAAUAUUUGGAAAUGGACCCCACUGGGAGCCAUGUGGACAACCCACGGGAACUUCUUCAUCAAUGGAGGGCGAACGAAAAGAGACGAAGUCCUCAGGGAAUUCGGCCAACACCUCAGGAACAACUAUUGGGAAUACGAUUAUGGGUGGGUGGUCAUGUACCCAGAGGGCUCAAGACUGUACCUCGUCAAAGAGCAGGAAAGGAAAUUCGCGGAGAAAAUGGGAAUCGAACCUUUCAAACAUUGCUCGCAUCCACGAACUGGAGCCGCACACACAACCCUCACGGUUUGUGGAAAAAACCCUCAGGGUAAGUUGGAUUUUUUUUGUGGAUGAGGUUAAGUAACUGGUGGAGCUGGGAGAGUUUAUGAGGCAUGCUAAUGUUAUGUAGGGAUGUUUGAGAGGGUAAUUUACAAGAGUUUGUGCAAAAAUUAUAUUACUUUAGGUAACGUUGGUACUUUUAAUGCAAUUUUGUUCGUUUUGACGAUUUUUAGGGUGUAUUCUUUUUUAAAAUGAUAAUAGAAGCUGUUUUCAAUAAGUAUCUAGGCAGAUUUUAUAUUUAUUUUGCAUUUUUUCAUAAUUUUUGCAUGAUUUUAGACCCGACCAAGGCGAACGCGGGUGAUCUCCCUCCGAUGGAAUAUGUGAUUGAUUGCACUCUCGGGUACCCCAAGGGAGAAGUGGUGGACAUUAGCAAAGCCAUGCUCGGCGAAUGGCCCAACGACAACAGUCAUGUGGCUGUACAUUACUCGAUCCAUAAAGUGAAACCGGAAUGGGCGGAUGAGGCGAAACUCAAAGAAUGGCUUUAUCAAAGAUACGCGGAGAAGGUAAGGGAUAUACAGGGUGACCCAAAAUAACGGAGACAAAUUUUGGAAGGGCCCACCGCGAAACCCAGGCGUUAAAGAAACACAAGCGACAGUGGGUAAUAUUCUAUAAGACUUUCUCUAUAAUCCACGAAAAUUUGGCGGAGUCAUCAUGUCGCAGGAAAAAGUUACAGCUUAACAAAAAUGCCUUGCGCCAUUUUUUUGCCCUCAAUUUUGGUUCCUUUGUGUUGUGUAGAGCAUGGCUGUACUAAAGCCGCAGAAAUGGCAAGUUCAUUUGUUUUGCUAGACUACUACGUCUCUAAGCAAGCAGUUAUGUAGGUUUCUGGGCUACGGUUUUUAUUUCUACGGUGGUACCAAUCUCAACAUUGAAGAUCGCCAUUUUUUCCAAAUUUUUUCAAUAAAAAAUUCAGUUUUUUUAGAAUAAAGCUAAAACCGCUAGAAUGUAUUCUAUUCAUAAAUACAAUAAUUCUGGAAAAAGCUGUGAUUGCUUGCUGGUUGCAACAGAUUUUCCUUGACAAGUUUCUCGCCCAGAACCACCCUAUGGCACGCGGCUUUGAGAAAGAUGGGUUAUCGAUAACAAAAUGACAAGAUAGAUAAAAACGGCGCAUUCUGCUCUUGUACAAUUAUGAAUACGACUCUUGAGAAACGGCCUAGGGCACUUUCGGUCUUUAUGUGUCACCGGCUCGACUGGUAUUCCGCCUAAGGCAAAAAUAAGGCACAAUUCUAGUGAUUACCAAAUAGCAUUCCGUAGCAGCUACAAAAUGUUUCUCUUUUGGUUCUAUGGUGUUCCUUUAAUCAUGUUGUAGUAACUCAUAUUACCUUUUGCCUUAUCUAACAUUUAAACUCCUUUUUACCGAUACAUUUUCAAAAAAAAAGGUCAAAAAUAGUUUAAAUUUACUUUCAGGACAAACUCCUCGACCAGUUCUACAAAACCGGAUCGUUUGGCUCCAAACCCCGCCCAAUCAACUUCCCGAUCUCAAGAAUCGUACAAUCCCAACUGUUCUGGUUGCUCAACUUUUACGUCCACACUCAUUUCUGGAUCCGCCCUCUUCUCUCGUUCAUGUGGACUAGUCUUUUGAGCCUACUGUUUUAA